Molecule: messenger RNA, 678 nt
Organism: Dictyostelium purpureum
Lineage: Eukaryota; Evosea; Eumycetozoa; Dictyosteliales; Dictyosteliaceae
Exons: 3
Coding region: 1-678 (225 amino acids)
Biological process (GO): phospholipid transport
Cellular component (GO): mitochondrial intermembrane space
Molecular function (GO): phosphatidic acid transfer activity
Source: RefSeq, a predicted model, not a curated record
AUGCCAGCCACACAUACUUUCCCACCAUAUACAUAUGAAUGUCCUCUUGAAUUUUAUUGGCAAGUUUACAAUAAAAGAUUUCCAAAACAUCCAUUAUUCCCAUUUAUUUUAGAUUCAGAAAUUACAGAGCAUGUAGUCGAAGAUAAUGGUAAUGUAAAGUCAGUUAGAAGAACUAAAUUAGAUGUUGAUGCUCCAGGUUGGUUUAAAACUUUAUUUGAUAUUCAUUUUUCAUAUUUUAUUGAAGAGUCAUAUUAUGAUAAACAAGCUAGAAAAAUUACAAUUAAAACAACUAAUGAAACAUUAAGUAGCAAAGCCAAAAUGAUAGAUAUGACAGUUUAUGAAGUUUCACCACAAAAUCCAAAUUGGUGUCAAUUCACCCAAACUGGUACAGUAGAAUUAUUAGUUUCAGUUUUAGGUUUCCAAAAGAAAAUUGAAAAAUGGGUCUUAGAAUUAUAUACAAGUAGAUAUGACGAGUCACGUAAAUUGGAUAUAAAAAUGAUUGAGUUAUACAGGGAUGAAAUUCUUCAACAACAAGAAAAAGAAAGAAAAGAAAAAGAAGAGUUCACUGUUGCUUUUAUUUCUCAGCAACCAACUGUUAAUAUUACUGAAACUGCUGGUACUGUUGAACCAACUGCAAAUACAACAGAGCCAGAGCAGCAAGAAAUUCAAGCUAUUUAA